AUGGCGGCACCGCAAGAGCCAGAGCAGCUAGAAAUACUGUGUAAACAGUUCUACGAAUCCCAGGACGGCCGGCUACGUGCUGAAGCCGAAAAGGCGCUCUACAUCUUCCACGAUGAUCCCGAAGCACUUUCAAAAUGUCAAACACUGCUGGACCGGGCAGAUUCGAGCUUUUCUCAACUAUUUGCCACAACCAUUCUAACCAAACUGGUGACGAAAAACAUACAGGUCCUAAGGAUGCAGCAGCGGGUGGACAUACGGAACUACGUGCUAAAUUAUCUUGCCACCAGGCCCAAUCUACAGCCAUUCGUUAUCCAAGCCCUAAUAUCGUUGUUGGUCAAAAUAACCAAACUGUGCUGGGUCGAUAUGUAUGAGCAGGAAUACGUGUUUCAAAACAUCCUGCAAGAUGUGAAGGAGUUUCUGGGUGGCUCGGUGGAACAUUGUGUCAUCGGGGUGCAAAUUUUGUCCCAGCUGACAGUAGAGAUGAACCAGCAGUCGGAAGCGGCAUGCAAUCUCACCUUCCCAAAACAUCUGCGUAUUACGAGCCUGUAUCGCGAUAAAAUGCUCUAUGAGAUCUUCAUUCUCGCGUGCACAUUGCUUAGCCAGGCGAAGGAUAACGUGUGCAAAAAUCUAAACUACCUGGAUGAAGCCCAGCAAGGGCUAUUCAACAAUCUGCUUGAGUUGGCGCGUAACUGUUUGAGUUACGAUUUUAUCGGUGCUACUGCCGACGAAUCGUCGGAUGAUAUAGCGACCGUGCAGAUUCCCACGAACUGGCGGCCGGCGUUUUUGGACUCGGAUUCCGAUUCGUUGAAGCUGUUCUUCGAUUUGUAUCACAUGCUGCCCAGUCGUUUGUCCAGCUUAGCUCUAUCCUGUCUGGUACAAAUAACGUCCAUUCGCCGAUCGAUGUUUAGCAAUCAAGAACGGAUUAAAUUCCUCACCAAGCUCGUGAAGGGAGCGACAGAUAUCCUCAAGACGUCGCACGGAUUGAGCGAUCCCGAGAACUAUCACGAGUUCUGUCGGUUGCUGGCACGCCUCAAGUCCAACUAUCAGCUAAGCGAGCUGAUUAUAGUGGAGAACUAUCCUGAAGCAAUCCAACUUAUCGCAAAGUUUACAGUACAAUCGCUGCAAAUGUGGCAGUCCGCGCCAAACAGCAUCCACUACCUGUUGUCGUUGUGGCAACGUUUAAUUGCAUCACUUCCGUACGUAAAAUCACCAGAGCCACAUUUUCUUGAAACAUACACACCAGAGGUGACGAAGGCGUUCAUCACCUCGAAGCUCGACGCCGUUCCAGUCAUUUUACGCGAAGGGCUUGAAGAUCCGGGAGAAGACAUCGACAUGGUGCAGCAGCAGUUGGAGCAAUUUUCAAUAAUCGGUCGCUGUGAGUACGAUAAAACAUGCGCGUUGUUAGUGCAGCUGUUUGAUCAGACCGCCAACCGUUACCAAGAGAUACUGUCCAGCCCGGCCGCGGCUAAUCACAUAGAUCUGCAGAUUUGCGAGGGCCAGCUGACCUGGCUCGUGUACAUUAUUGGAACAUCGAUCGGCGGUCGUAUCUCGCCGCAAUCCUUCGACGAUCACGAAGUGCAAGAGUGCGACAUUAUAUUCCGCGUGCUGCAGUUGAUGACCCUGACCGAUUCGAGGUUACCACAGUGCGGAUGCGAAAAGUUGGAACUAGCUUUCAUGUACUUCCUAUCGCACGUGCGGAAAAUGUACAUUACCGAGCACAUGCCGAGCAAGCUGAAGGUGUUCCCUCGUUUGUCGGAAAUACUGGGAGUAAGCGAUGACGAUAUGACCAUGCUCUCGGUGACCAGCCGAAAGAUAAUAACAAACCUCAAAUAUUUAGGCAAUUCUGAUCAAGUUCUGCGAAAAACACUCGCCCUAUUGAACGAUCUUACACUAGCUUGUUCCUCCGUGCGGAAACUGAUCAAACUAGAUGAAAUUCAGUUCAUGCUUAACAAUCGCACGCGCGAACACUUUUCGUUCUUAGGUUCGGGAACGGUCGCCGCAACACGCUGUCGUAGUAUGUUUUACACUUGCCUAGGUCGGUUGCUAAUGAUGGAUCUUGGCGAAGAUGUGGAACGGUUUAACACGUUUAUGAUGCCUUUGACAAACACUAUUGAAAACAUCAUCAUGAUGAACUUUCCGAGUGAAGAGGCAAAAAAGGAACUGAUUGGGUUGUCACGAGAUUUGCGUGGAUUGGCGCUAGCGUUUAAUGCGAAAAUGCCGUAUAUGAUGCUGUUCGAUUGGAUCUAUCCGGACUACUCGCCAAUCCUCAUUCGUGCCGUGCAAAUGUGGGCUCAUGAUCCCACGGUCACAACUCCGGUUCUGAAGCUGUUCACCGAACUAGUCUACAAUCGAUCGCACCGACUACAGUUUGAUGUGUCUAGUCCAAACGGUAUUUUGCUGUUUAGGGAAACAUCCAAAUUGAUCUGUUGUUAUGGUGAAAGCAUGCUAUCGCUGAACGUUCCGAAGGAACAGAUGUACCCAAUGAAGCUGAAAGGCAUUUCUGUGUGUUUCCAAAUGCUGAAGCAAAUACUAAGUGGAUACUACGUCAACUUCGGUGUGUUCAAGCUUUACGGAGAUAACGCAUUGGAUAACGUGCUUAACAUGACCGCCAAACUAAUACUGACCAUUCCUCACGAGGACAUACUAGUUUAUCCAAAGUUGUCGUUAUCUUAUUACACGCUGAUACAGUGUUUAGCACAGGAUCACAUCUCAUACCUGUCCACGCUGGAACCGCCACUGUUUUUGUACAUUUUAGAGAGUAUAUCCCAAGGAUUGAAUGCAUUAGAGUCCGUAGUAUGUUCUGGUUGUUGCCAAACGCUGGAUCACAUUGUAACGUACAUUUUCAAACAACUGCAACUGAAUGUAUCUACAUUCCCUAACAAAAAACAUCGUCAAGCAGUACCGCCCGAAAAUAACAUGUUUUUAAAAGUAAUGGAACUGCACCCGGAAAUUCUGCAGGGCUUACUUUCGACUAUGAUGAACAUAGUUAUGUUCGAAGACUGCAAACAUCACUGGUCAAUGUCCCGUCCCUUGCUGGUGUUGAUUUUGCUGUACGAGGAUUGCUUUCGUCGAAUCCGGGAAACAGUCAUUCAGUCCCAACCGGUGGCUAAGCAGCAAAAUAUGGCUCGAUUGUUUGAUAUGAUGAUGGACGGCAUCGAGCGCAAUCUGGUCAUCCAGAAUCGAGAUAAAUUCACACAGAAUCUACUGCUGUUCCGUCGAGAUAUCAAUGCUUGUCUGAAAAUCACUCCGCAGCCGAACUCAUCGGCAAAUGAAAUGGAUGACUAAAACGAGGACUACCAACCGGUGGCCAUGAUUCAGGAUCAUGCAGCUUUGAGUGAGGUCAUGAAAAAUGAAGAAAAUUAUGGUAUUCUGUUCGAUGUUUAGCUGCAUUUCAUGAUGCGUACUAUACAAUGAAGAAAACAAUCGAUUAAAAAAGUGUGAGGCGAAAGAUCGUUGAAAAUACGUCUUGGAUACCGUACCGUCGUUGGCGGCAGGGAAAUGUUGAACUUUUUGUACAAUAUUCACGCUGAAAGGGCAAUGCUGCAACGGAAAUGCGUGGUCAUGAAAAAGAUAAAACUAAGUUUUGAUCGUACAAUCGGAAAACGAGUACUUUGUGAAACGUUCAUGAACAACAAAUUUGUUAGGGAUAGUAAAAUAUACGUUUUCAUUUUUUAUUACUUUUUAAACCUUUCAAAAGGUUCCUAGCCUCAGUAAAAAAGAAGCAAAGCAUUAAGAAGCCCAAUGUUUGGGUAUUGACGGUAUGAUCAGUUAGUCGCCGCUCCACUUUUCAUGUGUAGCGUUUGCAUUUCUCUGUUUGUUUUAUCUUCUUUUUUAUUUUGGCGUCGAUAAGUCAGUCAUUGCUGUAGUGAAAAAUGAGCAAUUGUGUUUGCUGUCAGUUUUCUUAAUUUCUCGCGCAUUGGAAUGAUUACAUUCCUUUGGUCGCCGCCACUACUAUGCGUAAUUUUACGAACAUAAGUUUGCUAUGAACCGAUUAUGGUAAAUAAGUUCAAAAAAACGCUGAGGUGUGAAGGAACCGAUUGCUUAUGUUGAUACAUUUUUGCGAUAUAUUGUACCUUGUGUGUUGAACGUAGACGAUUCGCUCACGAUAGAAUAUUCCAGAGUUAUCAUGAGUUCUAUGAAAAAAAAACGUCCCACAGAUACGUGCUCUUCUCUUCGUUGGCCAGGGAAGUAUAAUACUUUAGAAUAAAGCAAUCCAUUCUAAGAUCCAGCCGAUUAUUGGCAACAAUAAUGCAAACAAACAGUUCAGUGCUUAUGCUGCAAGUCGACAAAAGGCAUCCUGCAAUAUGCGCGGAGGGGCAUCGUUUGGCUGAUGAGCUGGUAGGAAACAGAAAAGAACAUAACAAAAAUACAAUUAAGAGAUCAAAAUGUACAGGAUUACCCAGCUACGAUCAGCGGGUGUAGAAGGUACUGAGCAAAAGAGACGAUUGCAGCGGUAUAUGAAGAAACAGGCAUUAUUCCCGUACUAGAAAGACGAAUUAAG
Anopheles nili is the source of this 4501-nucleotide messenger RNA. RefSeq names its product ran-binding protein 16 (gene Ranbp16). Gene Ontology annotation, molecular function: small GTPase binding; nuclear export signal receptor activity. The transcript has 12 exons. Gene Ontology annotation, cellular component: cytoplasm; nuclear pore. Gene Ontology annotation, biological process: protein export from nucleus. The record is from RefSeq and is a predicted model, not a curated record. Lineage: Eukaryota; Metazoa; Arthropoda; Insecta; Diptera; Culicidae. The coding region runs from base 1 to 3285 and encodes 1094 amino acids.